AUGACGCUAUUGAAGCUGCUCGGAGCUGGCGGCCUGUUGCUGGCUUCCCUGAGCAGCACUGUUGCAGCAGAGCCCUUUACGCCAAAACAUGAAGCCGGACGAUGUGCCAUGCGCGGCCACUGCGGCUCCAAGAGCUUCUUUGGCAAGCAGCUGCCCUGCCCUGACAAUGGUCUGGCUACGGACCCCGACGAAGACCUGCGAAAGCAGAUUGUCGACCUUUGUGGCGCUAAAUGGAACUCUGGUCCGGUUUGCUGCGAUGCUGAACAGGUCAAAUCGCUCGCCUCCGAGCUCGGCACCCCGAACCAGAUCGUUUCUUCCUGCCCGGCCUGCAAGGACAACUUCUUCAACUUGUUCUGUACCUUCACAUGCUCUCCCGAUCAGUCCCUAUUCUUAAACAUCACAAAGACCCAAGAGAAGAACAAGAAGACUAUGGUCACAGAGCUGGACCAGCUCAUCUCAAAGGAAUAUGGAACUGGAUUCUUCGACAGUUGCAAGGAGGUCAAGUUCGGUCCAUCCAACUCUAGGGCCAUUGACUUUAUCGGAGGUGGCGCAAAGAACUACUCCCAGCUGCUCAAGUUCCUGGGAGACGAGAAGGUCAUUGGAUCGCCCUUCCAGAUCAACUUCCCCACCGAGUACACCGAGCCAGGCAUGGCCCCUCGCGACAUGACCCCGAAGAAGUGCAAUGACGAGGACCCCAACUACCGCUGCGCUUGUGUCGAUUGUCCUGCUGUCUGCCCGGAGCUCCCGGCCGUCUCGAAGCCUGGCGAAUGCCAUGUUGGUCUUUUACCCUGUCUCUCGUUUGCGGCCAUCUUCACCUACAGCAUCCUCUUGUUCGCUGCCAUCGCAGCCGUUGUCGGACACGUUGUGUGGAGACGCCGUGCCAAGAGAGAGAGUGAGCGCCUCCGACUCCUGCAAGAUGCGUCUCCCAGCGACGAUGAGGAUGAGGGUGAUCUGGUCCAAAAUGGGGCCAUGUUCGAUAGACCUCAGAGAUACUACAAGAUCAAUACCUGGUGCGACGCGGCCUUCAGCAAGCUCGGUCACGCAGCGGCGCGCUACCAAGGAAUCACGAUUGGUGUCACGCUCAUCGUCGUCAUCAUUCUCAGUGCCGGUUGGGUCAGGUUCGACCUCGAGAAAGACCCUGCGCGUCUAUGGGUUAGCCCCACGUCUCCUGCUGCUCAGGAAAAGGCUUUCUUUGACGAGCAGUUUGGUCCAUUUUACCGCGCCGAAAAGGCCUUUUUGGUCAACGACCAGCACUCCAGCGGCCCAGCCCCCGUUCUCAGCUACGAUACGCUGAUCUGGUGGAUGGGUGUCGAAAAGAGCGUCAAGCAGCUGAAGGGCCCCAAGUUUGGCGCGACCCUCAAUGACAUCUGCUUAAAGCCUACCGGAACCUCCUGCGUUGUCCAGUCAGUGGCGACCUACUUUGGCGACGAGCCCUCCCUUGUUGGCAAGAAUGACUGGGAGGAUCAACUGCGGCAGUGCGCAAAGUCCCCCGUCGAGUGUCGUCCUGAUUUCGGUCUUCCUCUCGAGCCGAACAUGAUUCUAGGCGGUUACGAGGACGAUCCCGCUGCUGCUCAUGCGAUGACUGUCACCUGGGUCGUCCAAAAUGCUGUGGAAGGUAGCCCGGCCGUUGAGCGUGCCAUGGACUGGGAGGUUGCGCUUCGCGACCGCCUUCUCGAGGUUCAGCAGGAAGCUUCGGACCGAGGGCUUCGACUUUCCUUCUCUACCGAGAUCAGCUUGGAACAGGAGUUGAACAAGUCAACCAACACCGAUGCCAAGAUCGUCGUCAUCAGCUACAUCAUCAUGUUCCUCUACGCCUCUCUUGCCCUCGGAUCUACCACGCUGUCAUUCCGGGAUAUGAUCAGGAACCCAGCCGUGGCUUUGGUCCAGUCCAAGUUCUCACUCGGCGUUGUUGGCAUUCUAAUUGUCCUCAUGUCCAUUAGCGCCUCUAUCGGUCUGUUCUCCUGGUUCGGGCUCAAGGCGACGCUCAUCAUUGCCGAGGUCAUUCCCUUCAUCGUUCUUGCCGUCGGUGUUGACAACAUUUUCCUCAUCGUUCACGAGUUUGAGCGCGUCAACGUGAGCCACCCUGACGAGAUGGUCGAGGAGCGUAUUGCCAAAGCCCUGGGACGAAUGGGUCCGUCGAUUCUUCUCUCAGCUAUGACCGAAGUUGUCGCUUUUGCUCUCGGAACGUUCGUAGGUAUGCCCGCGGUGCGCAAUUUUGCCGCCUAUGCCGCUGGUGCUGUCUUCAUCAACGCCAUUCUUCAGAUCACGCUCUUCAUUUCAGUUCUCGCCAUGAACCAGAUUCGCGUGGAGGACCACAGGGCAGACUGCAUCCCCUGCCUGCAGGUCAAGGCAGCUCGCGUCCACCUGAGUGGCGGAAACGGCAAUGCCAACGCGCGGUUCUACGAAGUCCCGGAAGAGAGCUGGCUGCAGCAGUUCAUCCGUCGUACAUACGCACCGGCCAUUCUCGCAAAGCAGGCCAAGGCAAUCAUUAUCGCCAUCUUCUUGGGUCUGUUUGCCGCUGGAAUCGCACUUAUUCCCGAGGUGCAACUUGGCCUGGACCAGCGCGUUGCCAUUCCCGACGGCUCCUAUCUCAUCCCCUACUUCAACGAUCUUUACAAAUACAUGGAGACCGGUCCUCCUGUCUACUUUGUCACCCGAGAGUUCAACGCGACUGCGCGCAAGAACCAACGCGAGAUCUGCGCAAGAUUCACCACCUGCGACCAAUUCUCCCUCUCCAACAUCCUGGAGGGUGAGCGCAAGAGACCCGAUGUCUCAUACAUUUCAUCGCCUGCUGCCAGCUGGAUCGAUGACUUCUUCUUGUGGCUUAACCCUGAUCUUGGCGAUUCGUGCUGUGUUGAGAACGGCAAGGCAUGCUUUGCUGAUCGCAACCCGCCAUGGAAUAUCACCCUGUCCGGUAUGCCCCAGGACGGUGAGUUCGUUCACUACCUCGAGAAGUUCCUCAAGGCGCCUACCAAUGACGACUGCCCGCUCGGUGGACAAGCAUCGUAUGGUAAUGCGGUGGUGGUCGACUCGGAGAAGGACACCAUCCCCGCCAGUCAUUUCAGAACGAUGCAUACCCCGUUGCGCAGCCAGGAUGACUUCAUCAACGCCAUGUCGGCAGCCCGAAGAAUCGCGUCCGACAUUACAAAGUCAACGGGUGUUGAGGUUUUCCCCUACAGUCUUUUCUACAUCUUCUUUGACCAGUACGCCAGCAUCGUCUCGCUCACAGGAGCUCUUCUCGGUUCGGCUGUGGCAAUCAUCUUUGUCAUUGCGUCCAUCCUUCUGGGAUCUCUCAUGACGGCGCUGGUCGUCACCGUCACAGUCUGCAUGACCGUUGUCGAUAUUAUCGGAGCAAUGGCGGUCUUCGGCGUGUCACUCAACGCCGUGUCGCUCGUCAACCUGAUCAUCUGCGUCGGUAUCGGCGUGGAGUUCUGCGCGCAUAUUGCGAGGGCGUUCAUGUUCCCGUCGCGCACCGUCAUGGAGCGCGCCAAGAACCGCUUCCGUGGCCGUGAUGCCCGCGCCUGGACUGCUUUGGUCAACGUUGGAGCCUCCGUCUUCUCUGGUAUCACCGUCACCAAGCUUCUCGGAGUGUUCGUGCUGGCAUUUACGAGGUCAAAGAUCUUUGAGAUCUACUACUUCCGAGUGUGGCUGUCUCUGGUUGUUUUCGCAGGCACUCACGCUCUCAUCUUCCUCCCUGUUGCUCUCAGCUUAUUUGGAGGAGAGGGAUACGUUGACCCCGAGAGCGAGGGCGGCAUCGAGGAGGAUCUUGCCAGCCGUAGAUACCGGGCUCUCGUCCCGGACGAGGAGACUGAUUCGGACGAUGACUAUUAG
Molecule: messenger RNA, 3831 nt
Organism: Colletotrichum abscissum
Lineage: Eukaryota; Fungi; Ascomycota; Sordariomycetes; Glomerellales; Glomerellaceae
Product: patched sphingolipid transporter
Exons: 2
Coding region: 1-3831 (1276 amino acids)
Biological process (GO): sterol transport
Cellular component (GO): membrane
Molecular function (GO): lipid carrier activity; sterol binding
Source: RefSeq, a predicted model, not a curated record